AUGGUGAACAUGCCUCUGUCCAUGAGGGUCCUGCCUCUUGCUCCCUCUGCAACCAUCAUGCCUCUUGAGGACAUGGGCCCUGUGAGCAACAAAACCGAGGACCAAGUGAAGCACCUGCUGCUGGAAGCAGACCGCAAGAAGAUGUUCCCGGAUCUGAAGGACAACCUGAUGGAAAACCUGAAGACCCUGAAGAAGACCAUGACCAAUGAGGACUGGAAGUCCUUUGAAUCCUGGAUGCACAAGUGGCUGCUGUUUGAAAUGGCCAAGAGCCCCAAGCAGGAGGAGCGUAAGGCAGUCCCAGCGAAGAAAGUGCAAACUAAGUGCCAGGCGGAGGCCGAUUCUGGGGGUGUCCGGCCGGGUCACUUCCGCCCACAGUGCGAUGCGAACGGCGACUACCUGCCCAAGCAGUGCAAUGCCUCCACGGGCUACUGCUGGUGCUCCUACAAAAAUGGCACCAGGAUUGAGGGCACUGCCACUCGGGAAAAGCUGGACUGCCCCGAUGCCACGGCUCCCACCACCACGGAGCCCGAGGAGAUGAUCUUCUCUGGGGGUAACAUGCUCAACCUGCGUGUGGAGAAAGAUAAGUAG
This is a messenger RNA of Pelecanus crispus (Dalmatian pelican), 588 nucleotides long. NCBI's taxonomy places the organism in Eukaryota, Metazoa, Chordata, Aves, Pelecaniformes, Pelecanidae. The record is from RefSeq and is a predicted model, not a curated record.